GUUCCUGGUUGUGAGUACAAGGUUCCUGGCGGUGAGGACAAGGUUCCUGGCGGUGAGGACAAGGUUCCUGGCGGUGAGGACAAGGUUGCUGGCGGUGAGGACACGGUUCCUGGCACGGAGGACAAGGUUCCUGGCCCUGAGGACACGGUUCCUGGCCCUGAGGACACGGUUCCUGGCCCUGAGGACACGGUUCCUGGCGGUGAGGACAAGGUUCCUGGCGUUGAGAACACGGUUCCUGGCCCUGAGGACACGGUUUCUGGCCCUGAGGACACGGUUCCUGGCGUGAGGACAAGGUUCCUGGCGUUGAGGACAAGGUUCCUGGCGUUGAGGACAAGGUUCCUAGCGGUGAGGACAAGGUUCCUGGCAGUGAGGACAAGGUUCCUGGUGGUGAGGACAAGGUUCCUGGUGGUGAGGACAAGGUUCCUGGCGGCGAGGACAAGGUUCCUGGCGGUGAGGACAAGGUUCCUUAAACUCAUAUUAAUAAUUCAUGAGGAAAAUACAAAAGAAAUCACUGCUGUGUCGGUGGUUUUGUAUGUGAUAAAAAAUCAUGUUCAUUUACAUAGACUAUAGCUUUGAUUUUCUCGGCUUACUGGACAGUGUUCAGUUUUAAAACUAAUAAGCUAUUUCGCCAAUGAACUCAUCAGAUGGGUCGUUUUUUAAGCCAUUUAAAACAUUCGCAGUUCGUGCUUUAUCAGAUAUAAACCAGUCGAGCUGCACUCUUGUGUUUUAUAUCUGAUGAAGCACUCAGUCCUGUUCGUGUUUUGAAUAGUAUACCUAACAUUAACAUCAUUCUUCCUGAUUACAGCCAUAAUAUAGCGCAAGUUUAAAAGCUUUCACGCUGUCCCGAACGCUCAAAACGUGCAGCAAAACAUAGUCAAUUAAACUGAUCUAUCUAUCUUAAUGUUUUGGAGGACGCGGUGCAGUGGCAAUUCUAUUUCAUGGAACUAUGAAUAUGAAACUAGUUUUCAUUUCUCUGACGAAUGUUCUGGAAUGUUCGUAAAUAGCUAUUAAUAAUUAACUAUCCUGACCUGUACAGACGUGUCUAUGUCAUGUGACCUGUCACGGGUCUAGUCACAAAUGCUGACAAUCCGUGAUUGGUCGAGCGGAAGAUUCCUGGGACGCGCCGGAACAGGAUCUUUCCGGUAUAAAUUGCGCAUUUCGAACGCACUGGUCACAGAGCUCUAGCGCAACCGAAGAUUAACAUUGAGAAAAUGUCUUUGGGUAUUUUUUUUAGCUCUUCGUCGGACGAUGUUGCGUGGAGAAGCGCGCACUCAGAGUCUCGAGAGGACGAUGAUGAGUCGAACGAGUCAAAUUCUCGUCAAUCUCGUAUAGACGAAAAACGGCCAAAAACAUACAUCCGCGCUUCCGUAAUUACAAGACGGGAACGUGCGAGCUCCUCUUCGGACGAUGUUGAACGAAGCGCGCACGAGGAUAGAACGGGAUGUAAGCUGUCCAGACGCGCUCGAGAAACGCGCAAUGACAUGCCCACAACAUCGCGCGCUAUGUACGAAGAAGAUCACGAUGAUGAGUCGAGUGAAAACAGAGGAUGCAUGCAAAUGCCCUCAAGGUAUCCAUACUGAUGUUAUCUCGAGAUAAAUUGCACUUGUCCUGAUAGGCCAAUUGGUAGCUUAACAUACAAGCAGUUUAGGCUUCUGAGUUUAGGUUAAGCAGUCCCAGAACUGCAAUGCGCGCAAUCAAACUAAUUUGUUCAAACAAGUUGCGCGCUUUAAAGUGAAAUGCAAACGUUCGUACAUAAUUUGGAAAGCUUUGAAGUGCUUGAAGUCAUUACAUCAUUUUACUUUUAUUAUCUGUUUGCUAUCUGCGCAGCAGGGACUUUCCCCUAAAUAGGGGCUUCCCUUUUAGCCGCUAAGCAUGACGGUAGGAGGCUUCAGGUCAGUGUUUCCACUUCUGCAGCACACAAUUUCCUGCUUUGCUCAUAUGUUUUCUUUAUUUUGAACAAAAUUUCCUUCUUUUUGUAUUUUUAAAUCGAAGGUGGAAAAUUGUCAUUAGACAGUGCGCAUCUAUAAUUUUACAAAUUAUGUUGUUCUCUGGAUUUAAACGUUUUAAAAUAUUUGAUUACAAUUAUCCAGGGAACAACCGAUAGUUUGUAAAAUUAUUCAAUUAAUAAAAUGCUUGGAUUACAAAUCUUCAACUCUAUUGGAUAUAUGAACAUGGUCAUGAGUGUACUGGAUUUUAGUUUAUAUAUGAGCAUGCAGGACGCUACCUAACUAAAGUAGCAAAAUGUUAGCACAGCAUAUUUAGAGGGUAUAGACCCAUUGCACAUGACGUCACAGCGCCGGUGACGAUGCAUCUGGAGGACAAAUUAGCAAUCUAUGCAUAAUAUAGCCUUUUGCAAACAAAGCAAAUUUUGUAAAACUUUAUAAUAAUUUUGUAUUAAAAUGGUUAAGUUUUGCGCUGUAUGUGGUUGUUGUACCCGAACAGAUAUUGUUAGGGAGCAUCUGGAGGACACCCUAAGGAUUUGUGACGUCAGUGCAAUGGGUCCUAUUAUCUAUCGUGACAACAGGGUCCUGUUUUAGUGCUGACUGCUGCAUAAGAUCAAUCUUCUUCAAUCAAAUUGUUAGACCAGGGCAAGAAAUAAACCAAAACAUUGCAACCCUUUCCGCUAAACAUUUUCGUAUAAACAUAAACUAAAGCUCCGUAUUACAGGUCAUACAUCAGUAAGCAUGGAAUUUCCUUUUGCCCCCAGUUCAAAAGGGUACCCUAGAGCGACGAAAGCCAUUAAAAUUUCAUGAUACAAGGUUUUAACUGAGAAUAUAAAUCCAUAUAGUUGCGUUGGUACCGGAUAAUAUGUAAUAAAGUGUAAUAUAUUGCAAAAACAGCUUCUCCCGCAUUCAUGACGUCAUAGGUACCCCCCCGGGAAAGGGUCUUCGCGUGAAACGUCGAUGUUCUCCUUGUAUUUAUCAGGCAGCUGCACACUACCAAUCUGAAGUUUCCUUAAAAUGUCUUUCCUGACAUGUACAUGCGCUCAAGUGCGUAUGAAAGCACACACAGACCCCACUUAUUGUGGCAAUAUUGUUUUCUAACAACGUGGUGUCAAGAGGCGCCUGAAUAAACUGGGCGUUUUGAUUGGCAAAAUUUCACACGUUACUCUGAUUGCCUGUCACAAUGCUAACAAGCCGUGAUUGGUCGGGCGGGGCUUUGGACGCGCGGGGAACACGAUUUCUCGGGUAUAAAAAUGUGCAGCGCAAACGCACUGGUCACAAAUACGACCCCACUCAGUGUGAAACAAGAUUAAAAUUGAAAAAAUGUCUUUGGAUAUUUCUAGCUCUUCUUCGGGCGAUGGUGAAUCACGAAGCGCGCACGAGGGUACGACGGGGUAUAAAUUGCGCACUCGCUCUCGAGAAACGCGCAUUAAAAUGGCGAAAAUGGCGCGCGCUAUGUGUGAAGAAGACGAUGAUGUGUUGAACGAGUCAAAAAAUCGUAUAACCAUGAAACGACCAAGAUCGUACGUCCGAUAAACUGAUUAACUGACCUAAGAAAAGUUGUCUAUCUAUCUUAAUGUCUUGGAGGACGCGGUGCAGUGGCAAUUCUACUUCAUGGAACUAUGAAUAUGAAACUAGUUUUCAUUUCUCUGACGAAUGUUCUGGAAUGUCUGUAAAUAGCCAUUUAUAAUUAACUAUCCUGACCUGUACAGACGUGUCUAUGUCAUGUGACCUGUCACGGGUCUAGUCACAAAUGCUGACAAUCCGUGAUUGGUCGAGUGGAACUUCCAUGGGACGCGCCGGAACAGGAUCUUUCCGGUAUAAAGUGCGCAUUUCGAACGCACUGGUCACAGAGCUCUAGCGCAACCGAAGAUUAACAUUGAGAAAAUGUCUUUGGGUAUUUUUUUUAGCUCUUCGUCGGACGAUGUUGCGUGGAGAAGCGCGCACUCCGAGUCUCGAGAGGACGAUGAUGAGUCGAGCGAGUCAAAUUCUCGUCAAUCUCGUAUAGACGAAAAACGGCCAAAAACAUACAUCCGCGCUUCCGUAAUUACAAGACGGGAACGUGCGAGCUCUUCUUCGGACGAUGUUGAACGAAGCGCGCACGAGGAUAGAACGGGAUAUAAGCUGUCCAGACGCGCUCGAGAAACGCGCAAUGACAUGCCCACAACAUCGCGCGCUAUGUUCGAAGAAGAUCACGAUGAUGUGUCGAGGGAAAAUGAAGGAUGCAUGCAAAUGCCCUCAAGGUAUCCAUACUGAUGUUAUCUCGAGAUAAAUUGCACUUGUCCUGAUAGGCCAAUUGGUAGCUUAACAUACUAAGCAGUUUAGGCUUCUGAGUUUAGGUUAAGCAGUUUCAGAACUGCAAUGCGCGCAAUCAAACUAAUUUGUUCAAACAAGUUGCGCUUUAAAGUGAAAUGCAAACGUUCGUACAUAAUUUGGAAAGCUUUGAAGUCAGCUUGAAGUCAUUACAUCAUUUUACUUUUAUUAUCUGUUUGCUAUCUGCGCAACAGGGACUUUCCCCUAAAUAGGGGCUUCCCUUUUAGCCGCUAAGCAUGACGGUAGGAGGCUUCAGGUCAGUGUUUCCACUUCUGCAGCACACGAUUUCCUGCUUUGCUCAUAUUUUUUCUUUAUUUUGAACAAAAUUUCCUUUAAGGGUUAAAAAUUUGUAAAGUUUCUUUUUGUAUUUUUAAAUCGAAGGUGGAAAAUUGUCAUUAGACAGUGCGCAUCUAUAAUUUUACAAAUUAUGUUGUUCUCUGGAUUUAAACGUUUUAAAAUAUUUGAUUACAAUUAUCCAGGGAACAACCGAUAGUUUGUAAAAUUAUUCAAUUAAUAAAAUGCUUGGAUUACAAAUCUUCAACUCUAUUGGAUAUAUGAACAUGGUCAUGAGUGUACUGGAUUUUAGUUUAUAUAUGAGCAUGCAGGACGCUACCUAACUAAAGUAGCAAAAUGUUAGCAUAGCAUAUUUAGAGGGGUAUAGACCCAUUGCACAUGACGUCACAGCGCCGUUGACGAUGCAUCUGGAGGACAAAUUAGCAAUCUAUGCAUAAUAUAGCCUUUUGGAAACAAAGCAAAUUUUGUAAAACUUUAUAAUAAUUUUGUAUUAAAAUGGUUAAUUUUUGUGCUGUAUGUGGUUGUUGUACCCUAACAGAUAUUGAGUAGGGAGCAUCUGGAGGACGCUCUAAGGAUUUGUGACGUCAGUGCAAUGGGUCCUAUUAUCUAUCGUGACAACAGGGUCCUGUUUUAGUGCUGACUGCUGCAUAAGAUCAAUCUUCUUCAAUCAAAUUGUUAGACCAGUGCAAUAAAUAAACCAAAACAUUGCAACCCUUUCCCCCAAACACUUUCGUAUAAACAUAAACUAAAGCUCCGUAUUACAGGUCAUACAUCAGUAAGCAUGGAAUUUCCUUUGGCCCCCAGUUCAAAAGGGUACCCUAGAGCGACGAAAGCCCUUAAUAUUUCAUGAUACAAGGUUUUAACUGAGAAUAUAAAUCCAUAUAGUUGCGUUGGUACCGGAUAAUAUGUAAUAAAGUGUAAUAUAUUGCAAAAACAGCUUCUCCCGCAUUCAUGACGUCAUAGGUACCCCCCGGGAAAGGGUCUUCGCGUGAAACGUCGAUGUUCUCCUUGUAUUUAUCAGGCAGUUGCACACUACCAAUCCGAAAUUCCCUCAAAAUGUCUUUCCUGACCAUGUACAAGCGCUCAAGUGCGUAUGAAAGCACACACAGACCCCACUUAUUGUGGCAAUAUUGUUUUCUAACAACGUGGUGUCAAGAGGCGCCUGAAUAAACUGGGCGUUUUGAUUGGCAAAAUUUCACACGUUACUCUGAUUGCCUGUCACAAUGCUAACAAGCCGUGAUUGGUCGGGCGGGGCUUUGGACGCGCGGGGAACACGAUUUCUCGGGUAUAAAAAUGCGCAGCGCAAACGCACUGGUCACAAAUACGACCCCACUCAGUGUGAAACAAGAUUAAAAUUGAAAAAAUGUCUUUGGAUAUUUCUAGCUCUUCUUCGGGCGAUGGUGAAUCACGAAGCGCGCACGAGGGUACGACGGGGUAUAAAUUGCGCACUCGCUCUCGAGAAACGCGCAUUAAAAUGGCGAAAAUGGCGCGCGCUAUGUAUGAAGAAGACGAUGAUGAGCUCAACGAGUCAAAAACUCGUAUAACCAUAAAACGACCAAGAUCGUACGUCCGCGCUUCGGCUACAAGACGGGAACGGACAAGAAUGCGCAAACUGAAUGUGGCUUACGAUAGGCUGAGGAAAGUCGUUCCGAAUUUGGGCUGUGAUUCGCCGGACGCACGAUUAUCUAAAAUCGCUACUUUACGGCUGGCCAUCGAAUACAUCACAGUGUUGACCGACUAUCUUCGGAGUACGGAGAACGACACAAUACCGCAUGAUGGAACCGAGAGUAGCGCCGAUGAAGAUAACACGAGUUCUGCUUACGACGAAUCUAAAGUUCUAGCGGAACUUAUCAACAGCGUCGUCGAGGAAUUUGGUUGGUUUUUAGGUAGGUUCAGUUUUAUCGAUGUUAUAAAAACCCGCCAUGAUCGUUAGCAAAGCUGGUUUUAAAUUGUUGACAAGAGCACAAAUAUUUUGUAUUCGUGUUUAGGUUUUUGAGUCGGUUUGAAGCAAAAAAUACCAUGACAUUUUGUAGCGUUUCAAUGGGUUUCGAUAAAACAUUUCGUAUAGACAAAAGCGUGACAAAAUGUGCGUUCUAUUAGAUUGUAGAGGUUUUAAAUAAUCUACUCUUUGUUAUAUUUAAUUCUGCCGAUGUGGUUGGGCUAAGCCGGACUGAGCGAAUCGCGCGAACUAUACAGUCGUGCUCUGGGACCAGCGCUUCUAAAACCUACAACAAAAAUUUUCAAUUUGACUUAAUUUUUAGAUGGAUUUAUGUAUUUUAUUAGAUUUUGUGCGAUAUUUCUACGUAUCGUAAACAUUUUAAAAACAGCAGCUAUACACGUGACAUAAGGACAAUUUUUUGCCGAAAGGUAUAAACGUCCAUUCUUCCCCGAAGGCGAAGGGUUGUCUUGCCAAAAUGGUGUCCUUUCAAUUUGGGUUUUUUCUCUAAAAUGCCUAGGAACUCAGCGACACUUUCAAGGUAGCAUGAUAAAAACAUUGCAAAAAUAUACAGAAGGUUUUAUAAGGAAUAUCUGUCGUGGAGAUGCUUAAAAGUAGCGCCCCGUUCUGCCGUUUGCUGGCGAGGCAUUUUACGAAACCCAACCGCUAAAACAACUAUAAAACAUCUGUUGUAUUGGUGGACAUUUUGCCUUCGAAUGGAAGCGAAAUAGAGCUGGAAUAAGUGCAGUUUUUGUUGCUUUAAAACAUUAGCUUGUAAACUGUGACAGUGUCUGUCUUUUGUGGCUUUUAAAUUUAGCGAAUGUACUGUACAAUUUGAGAAUUCAUGCCGCCUUUCGACGCUCCAAAGAAAAACAACAGCCUAUAAGCAGCAAUGGCGACUUACGUCACGCACGGGAAGGGAUUCUUAGUCUUCAUAGAUAUUUAUUGUUCUUAUUCGCUCUAAAAACUUGUGCUUCUUGUAAAGAAUUUAAUCUGCUCUGUAUUUAUCGCAGAAAUUAUGCAAGACUGACUUUGUAGUGCAGUCCGUAACAAUAUAGUUUUACGAGGUAUAACUUUGAACAAUGACGAUGGCCCUUAAUUUUCGCCAACUAUUCCCCAUUUUAAAGCCGCCAGCUUACGCCAGAUGCAUGUGUUAAACACUUUAAAGAUAGUUGUGAAAAGGCAGUUGAUAUUAGGGAUUAUUUCCAGCUAAAAAAUUACAUUGUUUAACAUGUUUCAAACGAGAAAAUCAAUUUUGCGCAAAAAUAUGUUUAGUCACUGCUUCGCUGGUUUAAUGCAACAGGCAUAGUGGAUCUCUAUUAGAAAUUUAAAAUAUUUGCAAAAGUCAAUGGCUCUGUGCCACUGUCGGGUAGUUAAAACAUGUAUAAUUUCUUCUUUUAGACAACUAUUUUUGAUGAGUCACACAAGUUCAUGUCGUACAAAUUAGUCUUAGUUUAAAAUAUCAUGUUAUAAUCAUGAUUGUUCAAUACAUAUACAUAAUCGCUUUCGCUUAAUCUUACAAAAUGUCUAAACUGGCAUAAGUACUUGUGUUCAAAUUUCCAAUAUUUCGGCUCAACUAUUACUCUAUAUUAUUUUGCUCUUUGCUUAUUUUGGUUAUCUUUGAAUAUUAUUUUAGAAGACCAGUGA
Messenger RNA from Paramuricea clavata, 8133 nucleotides. The record is from the annotation of a GenBank genome assembly. NCBI's taxonomy places the organism in Eukaryota, Metazoa, Cnidaria, Anthozoa, Malacalcyonacea, Plexauridae.